AGCAGCACUAUUAACUGAUGUGUUUUGGAUAAAAACUAUUUUUCCCGCGACAGUAUCCCGUAAACAGAAGGACAAUUGGUUCUACAGCAGUGAAUUAUAUAAACCUGCCAAUGUCACUCACUCACCAUUGAGCUGUCAGUGCUGAGAGUUAUAGUUGCAGUGUAGCUGUAUGGCCACUGGUUACUCACUGUAUUACAUCCCCUGACUGACUGCAUUGCUGGGGGAGUCACUACCAACCAACUCUGCCAACUUACCUGCAACUUGUUUGUUUCUUUCCAGGGAGGAUUAAGAUCACACUAGUUAUUAUGAGUGGAGCUGCCAUACUCCCUCCCUCCUCUCACUCACCUCUUUUACUCACUGUUACAAAGUUUCUAGUCUAAUGAUACAAAUAUUUCUGAGCCUGAUCCUCACUGUAUCCAGAACUGAGAGGGUUAACUCCCAGGAGUACAAAGUGCUGUUUGUCUUUCAGUUUCGUUUCUUGUUCAGUUGCUGUUCCCGCUCUCAGUGAUGGCGGCUGCUGAUCUGAGAGACGAGCUGAGCUGCUCCAUCUGCCUGAGCAUUUAUACUGAUCCUGUAUCCCUGCCGUGUGCCCAUAACUUCUGCCGGGGCUGUAUUGGGAGGGUGCUGGGCACCCAGGAGGGAUCUGGGCCUUAUUCCUGCCCUGAAUGCAGACAGGAGUUUAAGGAGCGCCCUGCCCUGCCCAGGAACAGAACUCUGGGGAACAUAGCAGAGCGAUUCCUUUCUGCUCAGCCCGAGCCGGGGGACACUGGGAUUCCCUGCACCUACUGUGACUCCCAUGUACCUGCUGUUAAAUCCUGUCUCCUGUGUGAGGCUUCUCUGUGUAAUAAGCACCUGAGGAUGCACAGCAAGUCAGCGAAACACGUCUUAAUAGAACCCACAAUGGACAUGGGGGACAAGAAAUGCUCCGUCCAUGAUGAACCCCUGAAAUAUUACUGCUGUGAGGAGUCUGUCUGUGUCUGUGUGUCCUGCUGUCUGGCCGGAGAGCACAGGGGCCACAGGGUGGAGCUGCUGAGUGAGGCCUCUGAGAAGAAGAAAGAGACACUGAGGAAAGUUGUGGAGAAACUGAGGCCAGAGAGAGAGGAGACUGAGAGAGGAGCCCAGAGACUGCAGGAGCGCAGGAGAGAAGUGGCAGAAAAAGCAGCCGGUGAGACAGAGAGAGUCACUGCCCUGUUUAGAGACAUCAGGGAACAGCUGGAAGCCCUAGAGAAGCGACUCCUGAGUGACAUCUCCAGCCAGAAAGAGAAGCUCUCACUCACACUCACUGAUCUGAUGGAGCAGCUGGAAAUAAAGAAGGACGAGCUGUCCAGGAAGAUCCGUCACAUUGAGGAGCUGUGCAACAUGGCAGAUCCACUCACUGUCCUACAGGAACGGGAAUCACAUGGAGCUGCAGAUAAUGAGGGGGGCAGAGAGAGACAUGAUAUAAAGGUCCCUGCUGUAGGGGAUCUGGAUGUGGAUCUGAUCUCAGAGACAUUACUCACAGGCUUAGCUGCCAUUGGGACUGGGGUAAAUACAAAAGUAUAUGGGCAGGAGGCUACAGACCUGUUACUGGAUAUAAACACGGCUCAUAAUCUUGUAUCUGUAUCAGGGGACACGAAAUCUGCUUCCUUCUCACCAACAAAACUACAUUACCCACAAUCCCCAGAGAGAUUUCAGGAUUAUACUCAGACUUUAAGCAGCAGGAGUUUCCCCUCAGGGCGACAUUACUGGGAAGUGGAGGUCAGUGAAUCAGGGGACUGGGGGGUAGGGGUGGCCUAUCCCAGUAUAGAGAGGAGAGGGGGUCAGUCUGGUAUUGGGAAUAAUAACAAGUCCUGGGGUUUGUACAGAUGGGUUGAUAAUAACAGAUAUUCAGUGGUACAUGACAGUAAAAGGACAGAGUUACCCCACGUCUCUUCCUGCAGGAGAAUCAGGAUCUCAUUGGACUAUGAGGCCGGACGUCUGUCCUUUUAUGAGCUGAGUGAGCCAAUCAGACACUUACACACCUUCACUGUCACAUUCACUGAGCCCCUUCAUGCUGCAUUCUGGGUCGGGAGGGGUAAUUCCUGGGUGAGAAUCAUUAGUUAGUAUCUAUGGCACUUUAUUAAUUGAAUAGGUUAAUCAGAGGAUACAUUAGUGUAAUUCCUGUAGAUCUAAACCAGUCAGUACAGCCCCUCCCCUGGCCGCAUAUUGUAUAUCAGUGCUGAGCAUUACUUUGCUUGGGGUGAGUCAGUUAUACAAUAUUACGUGGGUAUAGGGGCAGGAUCAUAUUAAAGCCAAGAUGCCAUAUCAAUCUGAAAUAUUAACACUGCUCUUAUGUCAGGGGAUUGUCCCAAGACUUUACUGGUACAGCAGGGAACAGACUGAUGCUGAUUAUUGCUGUUUUCCUUAAAGGGGUUAUUCACCUUUCAAUUAACUGUUAGUAUGAUGUAGAGAGGGAUAUUCUGAGACAAUUUG
Xenopus laevis (African clawed frog) is the source of this 2451-nucleotide messenger RNA. RefSeq names its product E3 ubiquitin-protein ligase TRIM7-like. The record is from RefSeq and is a predicted model, not a curated record. The transcript has 2 exons. NCBI's taxonomy places the organism in Eukaryota, Metazoa, Chordata, Amphibia, Anura, Pipidae. Bases 508 to 2082 code for a protein of 524 amino acids.